AAAACUCCAAAUUAGGAUGAAAUAAAUAGUACUACUCUGUUAAGUCUUUGAUCCUUUGUAUACUUUGGUUAUCUGAUUUCAGGCCUCUGGUUUUCUUCAGCUGAGUCUCUCUGAACAUGUCAACUGAGAAGAGUCCGCUUGAGCAAACAUCACCUGCUGUUGCAUCAUCAUGCCGAAAAAAGAAGUCUGAAAGUGCCACAUUUUUGGAGGAUGUGAAGGAUCAUAUUGAUGAGUUUAUACAUGCCUCAAUGGAUGAACACAAAUCAUGCUUUAAGAAGACCAUCAAUAAGAUGUUUGGGAUGUCUAAAAUUGUUGCUGAAAGAAAUGCUGAAGCAAAGGAGGUUGAGAGCUCACUUCCUCUCCAAACUGUUGUAUCUGAGUAAAAUUCCCUAUGUAGAAAGACUUCGGGAGGGUGAGAUUGUGGAGGGUCAAAACGUGUAUGUGGUCUAAAGCCACUUCCCACAUCAAGUUUUAUCGUGCUAUCCACAUGUAUCAAUAAACAACAAUUUGAGAUGCUCUUGCCUCAGAAGUCUUGCUGCUUUUGGAUCUACUGGUUUUACCACUCAUUAGACAUGUUUAGACAAGUAAAGGGGCAUUACUAUAACUUGAUCAAUCUCUAAAGUGAUUGUUGGAUCCUUUGUUUUUAUGGUUUGAGCUCUUCCUUUUCUGUUA
Molecule: messenger RNA, 672 nt
Organism: Solanum dulcamara
Lineage: Eukaryota; Viridiplantae; Streptophyta; Magnoliopsida; Solanales; Solanaceae
Exons: 3
Coding region: 117-383 (88 amino acids)
Source: RefSeq, a predicted model, not a curated record